GCCGCGCUGCCAGACCCCGCUCUGCACCCAAAUCCUGCUGCAAAGGCCCCAAAUCCUGCUGAAACGGCCCCAAAUCCUGCUGCCUGCAGGGCCCCAGCUGCCCCGAGCCGUGGGGCAGGCAAGGUUGGCAAGCUCUGAGCCCAGGUCCUGCUGCCUGUCUGUGUCCCCCCAGGCCCUGGAGACGCCUCAGCAGGAGGAUGAACCCUUGUUCAUGCUGGAUUCCUGCUGUCACCUCACUUAUCACCUUGGUACUCUACCCUCUCCUCUUGCUGGCCCUUUACACCAAGCUCAGCAGGACAAUUGCCCAGCAUUCCUGCAGGAUGCAGGUGAGCAGCAGCCCUGGGGAGCAUCCCAGCCCUCAGCCCACCCCAGCUCCAGCCUCGGCACCAGGAGGGGACACGGCACAAAAACCUGGGGCACAAAAACAACCUGGGGCACAAAACCCAUCAGCAGCCUAUGCAGGGAGCAGUGACACAUCCUCAGAUACCUCGGAGGACUCUGACAACCCUUCCUGCCCUCAGGGCCGUGGCUCAGAGGAGAACAUCAAUUACACAUCCCUGGUGUUCCCAGGGAAAGGUCCCGAGCCAGGCUCUGCCCAGGACUACGAGAACGUGAAGACUGGGAUGGAUUAUGUCAACGUGGACCCAAAGAAGAGGAAAACACAUUUCUGGCCCUUCUCCAGCCCCAGGGCAUCCAAGGGUGUGGAGUACACCGAGGUGAAGCUGUGACACUGAUGUGUAGCUGUGGCACUGAUGUGUAGCUGUCACCAGGGUGUAGCUGUCACCAGGGUGAAGCUGGCACACCAGGGUGUAGCUGGCACACCAGCGUGCUGCUGCUCAGAGGUGCCCAGAGCCCCCAGGAGCUGCACAGCUGGCAUUGUCCCCUUCCCCUGGGGCACUGCCUGGCACGGGCUGCAGCUCUUGUACCACCCCGACCCGCAGGCACAGCUUCCUUGGCUUUUCCUUAAAGGCUCCACUGUUCCCGAGGGCUGCGGGGUGGGGCAGGGCGAGGCUCCUCCCAGCCAGGCUGGAAUCAGCUCUCCACCUCUCUGUCAUGGCCCUUCUCCCCCUCAUUUCAUGAAAGCCAAAGAAACAUCCCCCCCUCACCUCCCAAAAUGGGCACUUCAGGGAGGGAGAUGCAGUGAUCCUCAAACCUGCCCUGAGCCAGCUGGCAGCUCCUCUCAGUGAUGUUGUUUUGCUCAUCCGCCUCAUAAGAUCCUUUUAAAUACAAUUGUUCCACUGGCUUUUCCCUCUCCCUGUCUCCCACCUUUUGCUUUCUCUGCUUUGUCCCCACUCCAGGUGCUGGGGUUGGUCUGUCCCCACCUGGGCCACGUCCCUGCUCCUCCCUCAGCAUUUUGUUACUUCUGAAUUUUCCAGAAAUAAACUUCCAAAGUGCCUGGGAAUGGGAACGGUGCCCCAGUGGGAGCUCUGGGAGGGGGAUGGAGCUGCUGCCUCUCAGCACAGGGGGGGAUGGAGCUGCUGCCUCCCCUUCCUCAGGGCUGGAGCUGCCCCAAGUGUGUUUUAAAUGGGCUCAGUAAUGUUGGGAUUUAAUGAAAGGUUGUGAGAGCAUUGAUUUGGGAUUGAUCAGUGGCAGGGGCAGCCAGGCACUCCUGCUUUCAUGACCUUGUGGUGCAGAUCUGGCCCAGCUCGAAGGGCACGUGAAGGAAAAUGUUCCAAAAACCCCAACAAUUCCUGGGUAACGUUGGAAAACCCAGGAGAGGUGUGUUUGUGGGACUGGAGGUGAGGCCAAAACCAGUGAGAGGAAGCUUCUGAGAGAUCUG
This is a messenger RNA of Motacilla alba alba, 1780 nucleotides long. RefSeq names its product regulator of hemoglobinization and erythroid cell expansion (gene RHEX). Lineage: Eukaryota; Metazoa; Chordata; Aves; Passeriformes; Motacillidae. Gene Ontology annotation, cellular component: plasma membrane. The transcript has 6 exons. Bases 198 to 728 code for a protein of 176 amino acids. The record is from RefSeq and is a predicted model, not a curated record.